Trematomus bernacchii (emerald rockcod) is the source of this 2851-nucleotide messenger RNA. Its product is annotated as leucine-rich repeat-containing protein 58-like. The transcript has 4 exons. The coding region runs from base 316 to 1380 and encodes 354 amino acids. The record is from RefSeq and is a predicted model, not a curated record. Gene Ontology annotation, molecular function: protein binding. NCBI's taxonomy places the organism in Eukaryota, Metazoa, Chordata, Actinopteri, Perciformes, Nototheniidae.
AGCCAAUGUCUAAACAUGGACGCAAACGAUUCAGUCAAAGAACGGUUGCGUUGUAGGAGAGCCACACAACAUUCAAUGUUGGAUCAUGUAGCUACAGUAGCGUGUCCUCAGUACAAAAGUAGUGACCUAGAUUUCCCUCUUGUGAUGUGGUUAGGUUUCUACGAGCGGCUGUGUAGAAAUCUUCCCAUUCUUGAGGUCCAAAACAGACAACAAGUCCUGGAGCUAACUCGCGGUUUACGUGGGCGUUCAGCCUAAAAAGCAACAACUUCUGCAAGGACUUAGUUCUGAGUUUAAAUUCACGCUAAAACUACCAAAAUGGAGAUUCGCGAAGGGGCAGCAGCAGCAGCAGUAGGCGACAACGUGCUUGACUACUCCCGUUUGAGCCUGGACACUUUCUCCGUCGACAGUGUUAGCGACGAGAGGAAGAAGGACACAAAACAGCUCUACCUGAACUACAACCGGUUAGCCUCGCUGCCCUCGUCGGUCAGCCUUUUCUGCAACCUCGAGUUUUUGGACAUCAGCAACAACGGGCUGUCGGCCAUCUGUGAGGGGAUAACACGGCUGCCCAGGCUGAGGCAGCUGAUAGCCAAGAACAACCGACUGGACGAGUUCUCGCUGCCCAAAGAGUUCGGCUCUCUGCAGCUGGAAGUGUUGAACUUUAGUGGGAAUAGAUUCGAGGAGAUACCACUUCAGUGUAUGAAGCUGGUCCGUCUGCAGUCGCUUUCCCUCGGCGGAAACAGACUGAAAAGCAUACCUUCAGAGAUAGAAAAUCUAACCAGUCUGGAGCUGUUAUAUCUGGGUGGAAACUUCAUCACAGCCAUUCCUCCAGAAGUGGCUAACCUGCCCUACCUCAGCUACCUGGUCCUGUGUGACAACCGCAUCCAAAGUGUCCCCCCACAGCUCACCAGGCUCUACUCAUUGAGAUCUUUAAGUCUCCACAACAACUUGCUCACCUACCUGCCGAGGGAGAUCCUCUCCCUUGUGCAUCUGCAAGAGCUCAGUCUCCGUGGCAACCCACUGGUCGUGCGCUUUGUCAAGGAGAUGACCUACGACCCUCCGUCGCUGCUAGAGUUGGCAGCACGCACCGCCAAGAGCCGGAAUGUUCCCUACUCGCCCUGCGACCUGCCCUCCAACCUGCUCGGCUACCUGGACCUGGCCAGCAAGUGCCCCAACCCCAAGUGUGCCGGCGUCUAUUUUGAUUCAUGUGUGCGCCAGAUCAAGUUUGUGGACUUCUGUGGAAAGUACCGGCUGCCCCUCAUGCACUACCUGUGCUCCCCAGAGUGCACGUCUCCAUGCAGCUCCAACCCCCAGAGCGACGCAGAGUCAGAGGACGAGAGCAGCGUGCCCGCCUACCGCCUGCAGAGGGUGCUUCUGGGAUAGGACGACGUUAUGGAGCAGCCUCUGAGCCUCUGAGCCUGUCAGUCCUGUCACUGUUAACCACUUAUACAGAGAUGAACCUGGCUGUCAGACUUUACUCCACAUAAACUCAGACACACAGUAAUGCUACUUUACUGUCUGGAACAACUUCCUCCUACGGACCUGGAAACGUAUUGACUUCAUUUUAUUGAAAUGUAUAGAAGGAAUCCGUUCUCUCACCACAUAUUACACUACGUAAAACAAGUGAAAGUAGCCUUGCAAACCCACAAUCUGUCAAAGUGCUGGUCUCAUGGUCGAGCAUACGAUGGCAGUGAAACUGUGAAAGUGAGUGAAGGAGCGACAGGGCUCUUUUCGUUUUCAAUGCAGCAAACAUUAUCUUUUGACACAUGGUGCUUUUUAGUAGCCAAAGUACAUACAUUUUCUGAAAGUUUGCAUAUGAACAAUUGUAUGUAUUUGGUCUUGCUACUAGUGACACACAGCCUUCCUCCUUCUGGGUGAGCAUCAAAGCUGCUUUGCCAAUUAGGAUGAAAAGUCUAGGAUUUAAAAAAAAAAAAGCUUUGUUAAAACUCUACCCAGUACAAUGUGUGAGAUGGUCUUAUUUACACUGUGUGUGGUUGUGUUGUCCCGAACAAAAUGAAAAGAUCAAGGUUUAUCUGUUUGUCUGCACCAUGGUCAACUCACAACAGCCUUGUUUGCUAUCAUGGCAUAGUAAAUGAAUCAAGUAUAUGGGUUAUGUGAGAUUGCUGAAGAAAACUUGUCCAGGCCUGUGAAAACCAUCACUGUGUAACAAAAGCUAUUGAGUGUGACACGGUAGCCUUCAUGUUUGUGUUCAGGUCAGUUUUCUCUUGACAAAAGAAUAUAAAUGUGUGUAAACGGAGCCAACACUGCAGGUCGUUUUGAGACAGAAACCAUCAUUUCAAACAGGAAAUGGCUGUUUCUUAAUCUCUGCUUCAUCUUCAUUUGUGUGUGCUGGGAGAUAUCAGACCGGUUGUGUUUUAGGUGAGGAGUGAGGAGCCCUUGGCUUCACAUUAGACCUUUUUUAAUGUUUAGAAAACAGAAGAAAGCUCCUCUAUGUUACAGUAACACCUACAUGUAUACUAAAGUAUACAAGUGCCUUACUAAUGGUGAGUUCUAACACAGUAAAACGGAGUGAGAAGAAAUGUGAUAUAUGCACCCUGAAAUGUGACAAAAUUAACUUUAUGAAUUAGUCAUCUUUUUGUAGUGAUUUUGUACUCAUUAUCUUAACAGCAGCAAAGAGAACAAAUGCCUUUUCAAAGCAAAAUUAAAUGUUUUUAUAGAAAUUCUUUUUCAAAUAUUAAAAAUAUUAUUUUAAAGUCUGCAGAAUAGAUGACACUUGAACAGAAAAUAUAUAGAGAUAUAUUAAUUGUAUUUACUUGUACCCCAUUCAGAUAAUGUAAGUAGAUUGUACAGAAUAUAAUCACAAUAAUAAAGACUGAUUGUUAUAUCUUUAAAA